AGGAAAAUAUCUUGUUCGCUAUCCACAUGGCUCUGUAAACAUUGGACUUUUUCUUCUACUCCUGUGGAAGUUAGACGAAAAUAUUUUAUUUAAUUCGAUUCUGGAUGCAACUAAUGGUUUUUCAUGGUUGAAUGGUCUUCUAGCUAUGAAGAGACAAGCAGUUUUAAUCGUUUUUUUCAUUACUAUAUUUCAGUUUACAGUUGCUGUCAAGAAUAAAGAUAAAGAAGCUUUAAUAAAGAAUAAUAGAAAUACUCGCGAAUACAAAACUCUUCGUGAGCUGCUCGGGAAACCGAAAGAUAACCCUGCUGCGGCAAAAGCCAUCAAAGGAACCAAGAAAACAACUCGGUUACAUAAAAUCUGUUCAUGGAAAAAACACAUGAAAAAUGAACCAGAUGAAUGGGCCGAGGACAAGAAGGUCUAUGAUAAGCUGAUAUGUGGUAUGUAUACCAUGAAGGACGAGUACAAGAAACAUGCCAACACAGCGGCUAUGAUUCUUGCGGGCAAGCACAAGGACAAAUCGUACGAAGAGCAAAAGAAAUACUUGUUUGACGCGGUGACCAGGAUGGCUAAGGCAGCAGGGCCGUUACCUCCUCUAAAUCUAAAAAUGAUCGGGAAAUAAAUACUUUGUAUAUAAAAUGCAACAUAUAUUAGUACAUUAUAAAAAUGCAGGCAGCAUACAGGUACGAUACAAUCCCAAGCUUGGCAUGCCGGCAUAGAGGCUACAGAGGCCGGUAUAGAACCAUCACGUGAUGGCAGCCAUGGCAGGAGGCAGGAACAAUCCGAAUCAGGUUUAAUCUGAUUUACA
This is a messenger RNA of Actinia tenebrosa (Australian red waratah sea anemone), 805 nucleotides long. RefSeq lists its product as uncharacterized. NCBI's taxonomy places the organism in Eukaryota, Metazoa, Cnidaria, Anthozoa, Actiniaria, Actiniidae. The record is from RefSeq and is a predicted model, not a curated record.